Messenger RNA from Penicillium paradoxum, 1377 nucleotides. Its product is annotated as phosphoesterase superfamily protein. Lineage: Eukaryota; Fungi; Ascomycota; Eurotiomycetes; Eurotiales; Aspergillaceae. Gene Ontology annotation, biological process: phospholipid catabolic process. The transcript has 2 exons. Bases 1 to 1377 code for a protein of 458 amino acids. The record is from RefSeq and is a predicted model, not a curated record. Gene Ontology annotation, molecular function: hydrolase activity, acting on ester bonds.
AUGAAUCUGAAUGCUCUUCUUGGCUUAUUGACCUUCGCGGCGGCAGUCUCCGCUGCCCCCCAGAGGGUUCUCAAGUCCCAGGCUCAUUCUUCGGAUUCUAUCGCCAACCUGAAGAACAAGAUCAAACAUGUUGUCCUCCUGGAGAUGGAAAAUCGAUCUUUCGACAACCUGCUCGGUGGCCAGACUUUGAAGGGAUUAGACAAUCCUAUCAACAAUGGCCCCUUCUGUAACCCGUAUAACCUAACCGAUCCUUCUGCGGGUAAGGUAUGCAGCGUUGCGACGGACUUUGAUUCGAUUUUGAACGAUCCUGAUCACUCGGUGACGGGAAAUAAUAUCGAAUUUUUCGGCACAUUUGUCCCCAACAAUGACGACAUUGCUAAGCGCAAACUCAAGCCCAAACAGCAGGGAUUCGUGCAUGAACAGCUACGUCUCUAUGGUGAUGAUGUGGACAAAGCUGCUCUGGCCAAGCAGGUGAUCAACUACUACACCGAGGAUGAAGUCCCAGUCUUCACUUCGCUAGUCCAGAAUUACCUGACGUUCAACCACUGGCACUCGGAUCAUCCCGGACCCACUAAUCCCAACCGGGCCUUUGUCCUUUCGGGCACAUCUGCCGGCCACGGCACCAAUGACAAGGCUUUCAACCCAGACACUCACGGUCUCACGCAACGGUCUAUCUUCCAGCAGCUCUCAGAAACCAACCGCACUUGGAAGAACUACUACACAAGUGCCAGUAUGGUUGACGCCUUCUUCUUCGACUGGACCUUCACCAGCGGAAAUGACGACAAGGCAGUUCCCCUGAAGGAAUUCUAUGCCGAUGCCGCAGCCGGCGAGCUCCCGGAGUUCUCUUUUGUCGAUCCGUCCUGCUGUAGCGUUGGCACGAACUCCAUGCACCCUAGUGGUCUCGUCUCCGAUGGUGAAAACCUCAUCAAGAGUGUCUACGACGCAGUGCGCGGCGGUCCACAGUGGGAAGAGACUCUCAUCAUCCUGACCUUCGACGAGACAGGUGGAUUCCACGAUCACGUCCCACCCCCUCUGGCUACCCGUCCAGAUGACCUGACUUACACUGAGACCGCGCCCAAUGGUGAGAAGUAUACCUUCUCCUUCGACCGUCUCGGUGGUCGUCUCCCGACUCUCCUCAUCUCGCCGUGGAUUGCCAAGGGCAAGGUCGAGCAAAAGGGAACUGACUCAAACGGUAAUAUCGUGUCUUACUCUGCUUCUUCGAUCCUGCGCACUCUCGGUUAUCUGUGGGAUUUCGAGCCUUUCACUCCUCGUGUUGGGUCGUCAGCUUCAUUUGAUCACCUGAUUCAGAAGCAGGCGCGGACUGAUACUCCUGAAACGUUGCCGCAGCCUGUGGCUUUCAGGAGAAUCAAUAAUUAA